Molecule: messenger RNA, 801 nt
Organism: Spodoptera littoralis (African cotton leafworm)
Lineage: Eukaryota; Metazoa; Arthropoda; Insecta; Lepidoptera; Noctuidae
Source: the annotation of a GenBank genome assembly
AUGUUAAUAAUGAAUGAAUUGGAUUUCUAUGACGACUAUGCAGUUGCAGUCGUCGUCAAUACUGACAAUAUUUUAGAAAAUAUUUUCUCAUAUCUUCGUUUGAAAGAUCUCCGUAACUGUGCUUUGGUUUGUAAAACUUGGUAUAGAAUUCUUAAUGAUGAAAAUAAUGAUGUUUGGCGACUACAUUGUGUUAAAAGAUUAGCAGAAGAGGUACUGAAGUCUGAUUUACUCUCGACUGUUAGCACUUACAAAUCUAAAUUGAGAGCAUAUUUUCAUGCUUGGAAUCCUCACGACUGUUCUCGAAAUAUAUAUGUCAAAGCAAAUGGCUUUACAUUGCACAGAAACCCUGUAGCUCAAAGUACUGAUGCUUGUAGAGGGAAAAUUGGUUUUUAUCAUGGAAGGCAUGCUUGGGAGGUGAUAUGGGAAGGCCCUUUAGGUACUGUAGCUGUAGUAGGUAUAUCAACCAAAGAUGCACCCUUGGAAUGCCAUGGGUAUGUGGGACUGUUGGGAUCCGAUGAACAAAGUUGGGGUUGGAAUUUAGUUGAUAAUCAUUUAUUACAUAAUGGUGAUACUCAAGGACACUAUCCUCUCCUGAAUAACUGUCCUAAAUACCAGGUUGGUGAGCGAAUAAGAGUUAUUCUAGACUGUGAAGAUAAUACCUUAUCAUUUGAAAGAAAUUAUGAAUUUUUGGGAGUUGCAUUUCGAGGCCUACCUAACAAGAAGUUAUACCCAACAGUUUCAGCAGUCUAUGGCAACACAGAAGUAUCAAUGAUAUAUUUGGGUCCGCCUGUAGAUGGCUGA